Hyaloperonospora brassicae is the source of this 573-nucleotide messenger RNA. The record is from the annotation of a GenBank genome assembly. Lineage: Eukaryota; Oomycota; Peronosporomycetes; Peronosporales; Peronosporaceae.
AUGAAGUUCGGUAAAGGAUUACUGCGCGAGAUUCUGCAGAGCAACCCGGAGUGGGCGCCGUUCUGGCUCAACUACAAAACGCUCAAGAAACGCAUCAAGGCCGUGACUAGCGCAGCGCACCACGCCACCGAUCAACGCGAUAUCUCUGAGUCCGACCUGGAGGUGGCCUUCUUUCGCGACCUGCAGACCGAACUCAAGAAGAUCUCGCUCUUUUACGCUGCAGAGGAAAAGCGGUACUCCUUCCGCUUUCUUCAGCUACGGUCAGUGCUCAAGGGCCUCAAGGCGAGAGGAACGAUUGAUGCAGUCGACGCGCAGCGCCUCAUGUAUGCCUUUGUCCACUUCUACCGCGAGUGCAUUCGCUUGGAAAACUACGCUGUCCUCAACUACCAGGGCUUUUCAAAGAUUCUGAAAAAGCACGACAAGAUGACGGGUUACAACACGCGGUCAAAGUACAUGCGGCGCAAAGUGAACUUGACGUCGUUCUCGAGUUGCCCGAGUUUGCUGCAGAUCUUGUCGAGCAUCGAAGAAAUGUUCCGCGAGGUCGAGCGCGCUACCGUCAAAGCCGAGCACUAG